This is a messenger RNA of Camelina sativa (false flax), 1236 nucleotides long. RefSeq lists its product as uncharacterized. The record is from RefSeq and is a predicted model, not a curated record. Lineage: Eukaryota; Viridiplantae; Streptophyta; Magnoliopsida; Brassicales; Brassicaceae.
UCUAAAGUCACUUCUACUCUCUUUCACAUCUGAGACGAUGUUCCUAAUAUUCGGCAAACAUGUCAGAUUAAGUGGGCUCACACUAUCCCGACCAGACCACAAUUAAAAUCUCCAAAGUAGACUAGAGUGGCAUCCCUUUAAAUAGUCCUAAAGUAGCAGGGUCUUUAAGUAAUUCCACAUGCUUUCAUAACCUUUAGUACAACUACAAUUCAACUAAAGAGUAUUGAAGCCCUUUGGUAACCAAAGAUUUUCUAACGAGAAAGAGUGUGAGAGAGAAUGGCACUGCCACUCAAAUCAACAUCUUAUAUGUCUUCUUCUCAAUGUUCAUCUUCAUCUUCACCAACCUCAACCUCCAUGAAACUCAAAUCCCUAAUCCAAACUCUCAUCUUUUCUCAUGUUUGUCGACUAAUCCGUGAAAUCUCUAGAGCUUCAUCCAUUCUUGCUAGAGUCUUGAAGAAGAAGCAAUACAAUCUCUUGUCAGUGUCUUCUUUACUCUAUCCAAAAAGAGCCUCUAAGAAACAAAAGGGAAAUAUUUUGUUUGGCUCCUUUAGACUUCACUACAACUUUUGCUCCUCUCACGUAGUUCCCGUCUCUGCGCCAGUACGUCUCCCUGAGGAGCUAUACUUAGCUCAUCUCCAAUACGACUCUACUUGGGAGUCAAAGUAUUCGACUGAAUCAAUGGAUGUCGGCGAUGAUUAUGAUGAUGAUGAUGAUGAUGUUCAAGAACCAUCUCAGCUUACUAGCUAUCUAAGACAGCUAGAAGAUAAGGUUAAAGACAACAAAGAAGAAGGAAAAGAGAUGAUGAUGAUGAAUGAGAUUGAUAAAUUGGCUGAUAUGUUUAUAGCAAAUUGUCAUGAGAAGUUCAUGUUGGAGAAGGUUGAUUCAUAUAGGAGAUCCCACGAUAUGCUGAACAGAAGCAGUUGAUAAUGAUGAUGAUGAUGGGGGCCAUUCGUUUCUUUCAUUUCUUUUUAAUUAAUGUAAUUUUCACUUUUUCUUUCUUUUGAAUUUCUUAACAUGAUUUGAGUCUUCUAUAAAAAUGUGUAUUGGAAGCUAAGAGGAUGGAUUGUGUGGUGUUUGUUGUGUUUACAGUCUGAUGAUGACGGUGGUUGGUUUAUAACUAGAAUUAAUAGACAGUCCAAAAAGGAAAAGUGAGGAUGAGAAUGGAAUGGAUUUUUGUAUAACUUUGGCUUUGGGUGGUUUGAGUUCUUUUGUUAGUAUCUUCUGAUAUUGUUGUUU